Molecule: messenger RNA, 519 nt
Organism: Lindgomyces ingoldianus
Lineage: Eukaryota; Fungi; Ascomycota; Dothideomycetes; Pleosporales; Lindgomycetaceae
Exons: 8
Coding region: 1-519 (172 amino acids)
Source: RefSeq, a predicted model, not a curated record
AUGUGGAAUUUACAUCUAGCGAAGGGUGGAGCUCAUACGUAUUCUUGGGGAUCGAGACUUGCCAACCUUGAGCUUCAAUGUUUUAUAAAACCUCUUUCUCAUCGUGAACUCGGCCAAUUGAUAUUAGAAACACCGAGUAGCAAAAGGAACGUGGUUCUUGCAUGCACACCGCCAGCGUCAGCCGGUUUUCCGACGAAACUAUCCGAAAGCGCGGGCCGGUUAGCGUACCUUGCAGGAAGGAAACAUGUCAGACUGAAAUAUAAGACAAAGUACAAGUGCAGGGGAAAUCAUCACAACAUCUUGGAGUUGAAAAGCCGAAAACAAUUGCUCAUAACUCUUCAGUACUCUCCUGAUGUAUUUAGAAAUCUCAACCGGGUGUUACACGGAGACUUGGCCUCGGCUGAUCGCCAGAGCCGCUAUUAUGGUACGGGACUGGAACGUCGCCGGAAGAAACACCAAUAUCAAUUCAAAAUCACGCGACUAACUAUCACAUACGCCAAGCACUGCGAACCACGAUGA